This is a messenger RNA of Phragmites australis (common reed), 2028 nucleotides long. Its product is annotated as pathogen-related protein-like. The record is from RefSeq and is a predicted model, not a curated record. The transcript is spliced from 3 exons. Bases 101 to 712 code for a protein of 203 amino acids. Lineage: Eukaryota; Viridiplantae; Streptophyta; Magnoliopsida; Poales; Poaceae.
GAGCCAGCGCACACGGGACAAGCCACAGCGCUUGUCAGUGCAGACCGUCGUGCGUCGUCUCUCGUGUCCCUUCGGUCCCUUCGCGUGUCAGAUCGGUCAGAUGGAGGCGCCGGCCUCGGACUCUUCCGGCCGCGACAGGUACAGGUCUCACCUCACCGGCGAGGGCGAGAAGAACACGGCGUGGCGGCACGGCGCACCGCCCACGCACGACGCCGUGAACGCCCUCUUCGAGGCCGAGCGCGCACAGGAGUGGCCGGCGGGUUCGCUGGAGGAGACGGUGCAGAACGCGAUCAAGACGUGGGACAUGGAGCUGUCGCACAAGGUGCGGCUGUCGGACUUCAAGUCAGUCAGCCCGGGGAGGUUCAGCCUGUCCGUGAACGGCGGCCCCGCGCUGACGGGGGAGGAGACGCUGGCCAUGGGCAGCUACAACGCGCUGCUGGCCAGCCCAAUCCUGGCGAGCACGGGCGCGUACGACGCCGCGGCCGAGACGUUCAAGUCCUCGCACGACCUGUUCCGCUCCGCGUUCCCGCGCGGGUUCGCGUGGGAGGUGCUCAAGGUGUACGCCGGCCCGCCGGUGAUCGCCCUCAAGUUCCGGCACUGGGGCCACAUGGAGGGGUCGUACAAGGGCCACGCCCCCACCGGCGACAAGGUCGAGUUCUACGGCGUCGCCGUCCUCAAGGUGGAUGAGCAGCUGCGGGCGGAGGACGUGUAGGUGUUCUAUGACCCAGGCGAGCUUUUGGGUGGCCUUCUCAAGGGGCCCAAGGUGGCGCUCGCCGAGAGGCUGAGCGAGGCGGCUACGGUGUCGGCGUCAGGUCCUGACCAGCCACCGAAGGCCUGCCCCUUUCUCAGCUCUGCAAAGCCAGAAUGAUGAUUAGUCACUCUACCCUAUAAAAAAGUUAAAAUUUAGUUAAAAUAAUUAUUUUAAUUCAGAAAAAAAGAAAGAGAGAGAGGAGAGGGAGGCAGCGCGGUAAAGUCAUACUAUUUUUUUUAUUUAUGGAUGUCUUAGAUCUCGAUUUUUGGUAAUUUUUUAGAUUUUUAUUUUUAUUAAUAAUUAAAAAACGCUAGUUAUAUUAUAUGAGAUAUAAGGUUUAGCGAUAUAACAAUAAUUAUAUUAUAUGAGAUCUAGGGUUUAGCAUAGUAAUUAAAAAGCGAUGUUUCGCAAUCAGAAGAAACUUGAAGAUAUUGGGUAGAAAAAGAUGGGCUGAAAGUGAAGUCGACUGUGUGAUGACGGUGUCUUGGUGUAAUAUUAUUGUUGAGGAAGCGCUUGUUCUUUUUGUGAAGGGCAUGAUCUUGCCUAAAUUAAUUAUCAACUAGAAUACUGGCGCGUCUUGCGAGUAGUAGAUGGAGAUUACCAAUGCCAUUGUUGCUAUUGUUGUCCUUCCUCGUUUUCUAUAAGUAGAUGAAGAUGAAUAUAUAGCCAUGCAUAUCAUGGAAAUAUCAUCAAAUGGGUGAAGGAGAAGUAAUCUUUCUGAUACAUUUGGGAUAUUUGUAGAAACUAACAGGAUUGUCUGCUAACCAAUGAAUUCAACAUUUCUUAUAUAACCUUGUUGAAGUAGGAAUUGAGAAGUGCAAAUGAAUGUAAUACGAGUAUCAACUUAUGAGGCACCAAAAAACAAAAGUGAAAAUUAUGAUGCAGAUAACUGAGUGUGUUUUAACUAAGAGUACAACAAACUAAAAACAGGCAGCUUUACAAAUACAUACAUAUUGCGACCAGACUACUCACGUUCUCUGUAUUACAUUAUAAAUACAUACAUACUGCAAACUUUUGUGCAUCAAGAAAUAGGUCAUGUGCUAACUUGAUUAGUUUUGCAUCCAUUAUUCGAUACUAAGGAAGUCAAAUAUCUAUUCUAAAGCGAGAAAUUUGAAAUGACUACACUGGGCCAUCAUGAUUGAUUUAAGGAGCGAAGACUUCUCUACGGUACCUAAAUAAAAAUGAAUUGAACCAGCUUACAUGAUGAAUAUAUUGCCAUGUAUAUAAGGGAAAUCGUCAUCAAAUGGACCAAGCAGAAGUGAUUUUUCUGACACAUU